Bemisia tabaci is the source of this 3284-nucleotide messenger RNA. RefSeq lists its product as uncharacterized. NCBI's taxonomy places the organism in Eukaryota, Metazoa, Arthropoda, Insecta, Hemiptera, Aleyrodidae. The record is from RefSeq and is a predicted model, not a curated record.
CUCUAUGACGUAGCCGGAGCGCCGCAGCGCGCCAACCCAAACAGACCCGACUUCGCUCCGCUCCGGAGCCUCAGUUUCUCGCCGACUCGCCCGCCGCGGAUACGUGUGCAUCUUGCGGAUUUACACGCGCGGUUUCGCCGACGCCGACGCCAGCUUGGACGCCAGACUUGAAAAAGGAAACCGCACAAAAUGCCUACCUACUCGGGGCCUGUCCUGGACAACUGUUGCGGGUGUUAUUCCCUGAAAACGGGUUCCAUCAUCAGUGGAAUUGCUGGAAUGAUUAUGGGAGCCCUCACACUUGUUUAUAUCUGGGUGACCGAUGCAAAAAUGAAAACCAUCGUCAUUGACACGCUCCCUCCAGAUGUUGUCAAAAUAAUUGUGACAAUCAACCUCAUUAUGACUAUAUUCAUUUCUCUGAUGCUGAUCCUUGGAGUUAUCAAGAGGGUGAAAUUCAUGAUGUUGCCAUGGGUCAUUCUUGCAAUUAUGCUUGCCAUUGGACUUGGAAUCUCCGUAAUUUACACUGCAAUUGUGUUCAUUGUUCAUAAAGAAAUUCUCAGUGGAUUUUUAUUCCUCCUUUUCGGCAUUCUUUCUGUUGGAGUCUACAUCUACAUGUGGUUAGUAGUCUACAGUUACUAUCAACUGCUCCGUGAAGAGGCUGGACGAGGACCAUACCAAAAACCCCAUUACCGACGAUAAUAAUGCGGAGAAAGUACUCUCCAUUUCUAAAAGUAUCUCUGUCAGGGAAGUUCUUUCUUCAGCUCUCUACAUCAGUAUCUGCCACCAAAUAAAUGCUGAUGAAGGCCUAACUCAAAUUCAGCUAUAAAUUCUUCUCUUUUAUGAGAGGAAUUUUAUAGCUCACAGAUUUUUACAUUGCAUGUGACAUCGGGACAUCAUUAAUGAAUAAGAGAUUAGCAGUUGACAGAUCCUACGAUAAGCUUCAUAUCAUGCAAAUGAACCAUUCAUGGAGGAAUAAUUUUAAGCAGUUUACAGCAAUUUCAAGUAACUGUCCAAGAAACAACAAAAAUGUAAGGACUGUUUGCAAGUCAUCAAAAACAGGCGGAAGAUUAUCAUUUUCUUCCUAGGAACUUAACCUCUUUCCCUAAAUUAAGAGGGAUUUUAAAAUCAGAGAAAGAAGGAACCAUUCUUGAAAGCUUUGAACAUGACCUUCGUAGCAACAUCUGCAAAGCUGUUACAAGCACCGUGAAUUUCAGUUUAUGGCUAUAGUUGUAUCACAAUUUUCUUUUUCACACUUUAGUUAAUUCAAAUGCAAUCAUUUUUACAAUGAUUUACUUCACUAUAUGACUUCCAGUAUUAUAAUCAAUUACACUAUGUGUGCCUACCUCCAACUUGCAUAAUAACAGAACUUUGAAUUUUGUUAUUAGUCAACAGCUUCCCAAAGAAAUAAUGCUUUCUAUCUUGUUCCGACUAUGACAGCAUUAGUUGAACUUCAAAUUUAUAUUGUGUGAGAAGAAAAAAAUGAAGCAUGAAGCUUCGUUGCUCUAAGAUCCCCCCCCCCCAAAAAAAAAAAAAACAUGCACAAGUGUCAGUCUAGUUCUUCCUGAUAGUCACAACUUUGAUCUCAAAACUAAAUUUAAAGUCAUUACAAGUCCUCAGAUUUGUUGUCAAGAAUAAGGCAUUACCCGCUCAUUUCCUCUUGAUGUUUUCCGUCAUUUCCCCCUCCUGUGCACGUUUCAAGAUGUCAUGCAUCCGAAUCUUAAUUCCUAAGAACAAGUUGUUCAACCGUAACUGUGCAGACAUUAAUCAGAUUUUUUUUGUGGAAAGUCUGCAUAUAUUGAGCACAUUCCAAAAAUCAAUGCAUGAAGCUCAGAAGGUUCCUCUAAACAAAAAAGACGACAUCCCACCCAAACUAAAAUGACGUUUCAAAUGAUCAUACUGUCCCAAACCUAUAAAAUUUAUGCCUUCUGUACUAGGCUUUGUCCUUGGUAACUUUAGAUUGGACAAAGUGGAAGACUGCCGGAUGAAUACCGAAUUGGACGUACUUCUAUCAAACAGAACUAUGUGCAUUAUGACGUGAGUUCUGUUAUGCACAUAUUCUGAUGGAUUUUAGGGUUCAUGUCUUUAUGCACAUAGUCCUGUUUGGCAGAAAUACGUCCAAUUGACACCAAGAAAACUGAAUUUCAUCAUCCCACGGCCUCUCCAACCUAGAAAGCUCAAAAGCCAUCAGAUUCAAGUUCCUCAGAGUCGAUGAGAACAUCAUUUUUCUGAGCCUUUACAUCAAUUUGAAGGCCUUGCACAUUACUAAAGGGAGCUCUGCCCCCCAAUUUUGGAGGGUCAGUAUUUCAGACAGGAAUGGAGCAAUUAUGGACUUUUUGGUAUCAAAUUAGGUUAGAAUUUUUCUUACCUCCCUAUUCAUCCGACGGUCCUCGACUACAUCAGAUCCGAGAAAAGAGCCUGGUACGGGUGAACGGGACACCUUGCAUUUGUUCUAAGUCAAUGUCUGGGGAUCUCUGGUAUAAGACAGUACCUGCGGUUUUUUUUUUUUUUUUUUUUUUUUUUUUUUUUUUUAAAUAUAAAUCCACCAUUGUGCAGUAUUCAAUGCAAUGCUCAUUUGGUUUGAACAAAGGCAGAAGAAACCAAGGCGCACUGAGAGACAGUGCAUAGCGACCCUGAGCCUUAAACUUUUUCUGCUUUUCCAGUUUUAUGCUUGUUGCAGAGUUUCGAUUUGAAGUGCAGAAUAUUACUUUUCUUGCAGCCUUAUUUGCAUUAAAUUGACGUAUUUUCAAAUCUGCGUAGGUAGAAAGUGGAACAUUUUUAAUCUUUCCUGACUUGUACAUAUUCCCAAACUCAAUUUUUGUCAACAUGGUGACUAAGCUUUUCGAUUCAAGAUAGAAUGAAAAGUCAAUCGAUGUAUCCUAUAUAUGUAUUUAAAAAUAAUUGUUGAUUAAGAAAUUACGGCAUUUUUAAGCAUUCUUGAAGCUGAGCUUAACUUCUUGUAAGUUAGGUGUCUAUAUUUUUUUGUUUGUUUAUAAUUUUCAUUUCAUAUUUUAUUUAUUAUUUGUUGUUAAUUUAUUGGCUUAACGCUUCAGUUUCUUUUUCCUAAAAAUGUAUUAAUUUCAUUUUAUGAAUGUAAAUACCUUUAAUUGUCUAAAAUAAAAUGUUUAAAACUUGUACCCCACAUCUCUAUAAUCCUUGUAUCAGACAUUUCUCAAAAAUGACAUGUAACACCACAAAGGACAAACUGAAGGAAAACACGUUCAGUUUUCUGAAAUGCAUUGUCUUAAAUUGUAUACGAAAGAAAAUAAUACACAAAAUAACUAUCUACA